Messenger RNA from Zootoca vivipara (common lizard), 4498 nucleotides. RefSeq names its product calcium/calmodulin dependent protein kinase I (gene CAMK1). Gene Ontology annotation, molecular function: protein kinase activity; ATP binding. The record is from RefSeq and is a predicted model, not a curated record. NCBI's taxonomy places the organism in Eukaryota, Metazoa, Chordata, Lepidosauria, Squamata, Lacertidae. Gene Ontology annotation, biological process: protein phosphorylation.
CCUCGUACAACAAAUCAAUUUCCCCCAGACUUUUUGCACAUUGGACACAUGCACACGUUGGGAGAGACUGCCACAUUUCCACUGGGUCCAGUUUCUACCGGGUCCUGGGAGUUUGGAUGAGCCCAAAGCGAAGCUUUCAAGGGAAAUGGACACCCUCCUGCUUAGCCUUUCCGGAAACCUGCAAUGCUGCUCACUUUAAAGUUCAUUUGAACACGGUUGCUCACGUCGCAGCACGAAGGCUAGGCCGUAAGCCAGCCUUUGCCAACUUAGAUGUUGGCUGAGGAGAAGAAGUUGCAGUCCAAAACAUAUCUAGAGGGCAUCAGGUUGGAGAAGGCUGCUUUGAGGGUGUGUGUGUGUGUGGUGUGCAUGAGUGUGCAAAAGUAGGGGCAAGCCUGGCCCCCUUGGGAGAUGGAGGUUGAGGCAGAGGAAGGAGCUGUGUUUUCGGUGUUGCAGGAGCUACAGCUGUUGUCAUGGCGACAACUGCAAUGUUACCAAACAGGCUUAGAAGCCUGAGCAAUAUGCUGAAGGGCACAAAAGUGAAGAGGAAUUGGGAAGAGGGAGGGCGACCUAAGCUGAAGCAAAAGAAGCCCUUGGGCCUGGCCAAUGCACCCCACCCCCCUGCCGCCUCCUUGAAAGACUUGGUGCCGCUCUCAAGAUGUUGCUGGAUUAUCAACUCCCAUCAGCCCUAGAGACAGCAAGGCCCAUGGCCCUGAGUUUGCUCCACCUGCCUGCCCCUCUGCUCUGGGACAGCUGGGCACAGGGCAGCCCAGAGGUUUAGCCCGAUAAGAGCCAUGCCCUUGGAAGAGGAGGAACCCAGUUGGAAGAAACGAGCAGAAGAUAUCCGGGAGAUCUAUGAAUUCCGGGAGGUGCUGGGCACAGGUGCCUUCUCCGAGGUGGUCCUGGCCGAAGAGAGGUCGACUCAGAAGCUGGUAGCCAUCAAGUGCAUCGCCAAGAAGGUGUUGGAAGGGAAGGAGAGCAGUAUCGAGAAUGAGAUAGCUGUGCUACACAAGAUCAAGCACCCCAAUAUUGUGGCUCUGGAUGACAUCUAUGAGAGCGGGGGACAUCUCUACCUCAUCAUGCAGCUGGUCUCAGGUGGGGAGCUCUUUGACAGGAUUGUGGAGAAGGGGUUUUACACGGAGCGAGAUGCCAGCCAACUCAUCCGGCAGAUCCUUGACGCUGUCAAAUACCUGCAUGACAUGGGCAUCGUACACCGUGACCUCAAGCCUGAGAACCUGCUCUAUUACAGUCUGGAUGAAGAUUCCAAGAUCAUGAUUAGCGACUUUGGGCUGUCAAAGAUUGAAGGCUCGGGAAGUGUCAUGUCUACGGCAUGUGGGACUCCAGGUUAUGUGGCUCCUGAGGUGUUGGCACAGAAGCCUUACAGCAAAGCGGUGGAUUGCUGGUCUAUUGGAGUCAUCGCUUACAUCUUACUGUGUGGCUAUCCCCCCUUCUACGAUGAGAACGACACGAAGCUCUUUGAGCAGAUCCUGAAGGCCGAAUAUGAAUUUGACUCCCCUUACUGGGACGACAUUUCAGAAUCAGCCAAAGAUUUCAUCCAGCAUUUAAUGGAGAGAGAUCCUAAGAAACGCUUCACCUGUGAGCAGGCAUUACAACACCCGUGGAUUGCCGGAGACACCGCACUAGAUAAGAACAUCCACCAGUCAGUCAGCGAGCAGAUCAAAAAGAAUUUUGCCAAGAGCAAGUGGAAGCAAGCCUUCAAUGCAACUGCUGUGGUCAGGCAUAUGAGGAAGCUACAGCUUGGAACCAGCCAAGAUGGACCUGGUCAAGCCAUGCAGGAGAGCAAUGGCUCAGCAUCCAGUAGCAGCGAGGAAUCCUUGGGGAAUGGUUCUCACCGUCAGACGCGGGACUGAACGUUCCCCAGUGGACAGAGGACACGGAUGGCGGUGUCAGGAUCAACCCAUUGUGGGGUGGGCAGCCCAAAGCCCCACUCUGCUGUGCUACCACAAGUGGAGCCAGGGGAGGGUCUGGGACUGCCCCCACACCCCUCCCAAUGAAGUGUGGCUGAGCCCCACCGCAGGGAACACUUCCCUUGUUAAGCCACGCCCUCCUGAACCUGGACAUGGGGCCUGAUCCUUCAUGAGCCACACACUUCCCUGGAGAUUCUUCUUCUUCUUCUUCUUCUUCUUCUUCUUCUUCUUCUUCUUCUUCUUCUUCUUCUUCUUCUUCUUCUUUCUUCUUUCUUCUUUCUUCUUUCUUCUUCUUCUCUCUACCUGUGCCCUGUGCUGACCCCCACACCCAAGCUGACAAUGUCGUCCUCCUCCUUGCCCAAUCGUGUGGAGUUGUCUACGAAAGACCACACAAUGGCCUGCUCAGGCCCUUUGCAGCAGCUGUCAAGGUGGAGGUUGGGGAGGUUGGUCUCCAGCUGUGGAGCUCGGGGAUGCCUAAGCCCCCCACCCAAUAAAAAAACCCUGACCAAGUCCCCCACUCAAAUCAUGCACCUCCAGCCCCAACAAGCAGGUUCACAAACAGUGAGCCUGCAGCGCUUAUAACUCUAGAUCGCCCUAAUCAUGUCACAAACGAUAACGAAAGCUGCUUGUGGACCCUUUGCAAUUAGAUCUUGAGAUGGCGCCUCCUGAUAAAGGAGGGAAUGCAUUUCCACUGUCAAGAAACAUAAAGCUAGAUUGAAAGGCUGUUUCAAUCUUCUGGUGUCAUUUGGCUGUCUAUGGGCGAGGACAUGUUAUUUUUUUUUAAGAGUGGUGGUUUGAUAGAACCACAGCUACCCUUGACACAGAUGUACAUUUUAAAAUAUAUAUGUGUGUAUAUAGGCGGAGGUGGGAGAGAAACAGUUUAGCUGAUUUUCCGUAUGGCUCUGGUUGAACUACAGUGGAACCUCGGUUUAGGAACACCUCGGUUUACGGAUUUUCGGUUUACGAACGCCGCGGACCCACCUGGAACGGAUUAAUUCACUUUCCAUUACUUUCAAUGGGAAAGUUCGCUUCAGUUUAUGAACGCUUCAGUUUAUGAACAGACUUCUGGAACCAAUUGUGUUCAUAAACCGAGGUACCACUGUAUGGGGAAAAGGGAACUGUAUUUGGGUGCGUUGUCAGUUACUGCCCAUGGCCCAUACCAUACCAUACCAUCGGCCUCCAGAGCAAUCCUGCAGCUGUUUUUUAAAAUGCUUUUGUGUUUUGCAUUUUUCUUUUUGCAGGGGGUCAGGGAAGAAGGAACGCACUUGCAGAAGUACACGUACGCCUCUUGUUUUUCCUGAAACAACGUUGAACGUUGGGGCGGCCUGUCUGGAGUAGAAGGGGGGGAAGGCAAGAUUGAGUGGUUGUUGAAACAUCGUUUCGGCACGGGAAGCAACUCGCUGAUGUUGGGCCGGUGCGUUUGCAACGCCAGUUGCAAAAAAAAGGGAAGUUCACACCAUAGAUGACGCUCCCACUGAGGCAGCCCUUAAAGCGCUGGGUCCGUCUUCAUCCAAGCUGGCCUUUGCACCACCCAACUGGCAGAACCAGGAUACUUCCCACUGUUUUGGUGUUUCCUGCUUGGCAGGGGGUUGGACUGGAUGGCCCUUGUGGUCUCUUCCAACUCUGAGUCUAUGAUUCUAUGUGUAAAGAGUCUAGCCUUCCCCAACCUGGGGCCUUCCAGAUGUUUUGGACGACAACUCCCAUCCAACACAGCCAAUGUUUAGGGGGUCAUGGGAGUUCUGGUUGACGGGCCAACGACGUUUGGAGGCGCACCAGGUUGGAGAAGACUGGCUUGGCCCCCUCCCCUCUUGCUCUCCUGCCUGCUCUUGAUGCUCACAGCUCCACAUUUUGCGCCCAUGUUCUCUCUGUCUCUGCACUCUCUUGGUCCAAGAGGACUUUCUAACUUGGAAGUUUCUAUUUUGUUGCUUGUUCUUGUAUUAAAAAGGAAGAAAGCGCACAUGUCUUCAUCUACCCUAUCUGUGGGCAAAGGGGUGGGAGAAAAGCUGCCACUGAUGCCCCCCAGCAACCAACCGAGGGGGGGGCACUGCAUACACCCAGUAGAGUCUAGAUCUGUUUCUAAAGGUGAAAGAAGGCUAGAAGAAGAAAGUUUCAGGAGGACACAACUUGUUUAUUGUUAUUGUUACAGCACCUCGAAGUCAGCUAAGCACUUUAUAAAAGGGUAGAAAUAAAUAGGUCUCUGCCCAAAGCAGCUUACAAUCUAGAAAUAGUCAAGACAAAAAAGGCAGGGGUGGGUAUAGGGAACGGUAGGUCAAAUCGCCGGAUGAUUUAAAAAAAACAAAAAACACACAGGUCCGUGAGCCAGCUUUUUAAAUCCUAUGGAUUUUGAUGGGGAAGAAACAAGCACGCUUAAGUCUCUCCCACUGAAAUCAGCAGGAUUUUAAAGGGCUUAGCUCUGACCAUAGAGCAUUCUCACGGUACAGGUUACAAAAUAUAAUUUUAAAUUCCACUAUAGAAAUGGAGGAUGUUUUACCAAGAAAGACAGAAAGAAAGAAAAGAAAAGAAAAAUGAGGGGAAAGGACACUUGUGAAAGAAAAACAAAGAUGAUAAAAGAG